This is a messenger RNA of Pristis pectinata (smalltooth sawfish), 5106 nucleotides long. Its product is annotated as arginyl-tRNA--protein transferase 1-like. The coding region runs from base 228 to 1883 and encodes 551 amino acids. Gene Ontology annotation, biological process: protein arginylation. The record is from RefSeq and is a predicted model, not a curated record. Gene Ontology annotation, cellular component: cytoplasm. The transcript is spliced from 12 exons. Gene Ontology annotation, molecular function: arginyl-tRNA--protein transferase activity. NCBI's taxonomy places the organism in Eukaryota, Metazoa, Chordata, Chondrichthyes, Rhinopristiformes, Pristidae.
CCGGGGCACCCGUGCAGAGAGCCGGCUGGGUGUGAUGAGAGGGGUGCCUCGGCCUGGGCUGCUUACUCUGGAGCGUCAGCCGGGCGGAUGAGGAAGUAGGCGAGAGGCAGGGCUGGCUCCUGCCGCGUCUCUGUGUAUCUCCGUGUGUAUCCGGCUUCGGGUCUCGGCCGGGGAAGUAAGCGGAUGGGGUGACUCCCAUUGCCUCACCCCCAACUUCCUAACUCCGGAUGGGGACCAGCAGCACCGGGCAGAACCCCGCAGCGGGGCUGGCGGCGGAUCUCAGCCCGCCCCUGGAAGCGUGGACCUGUGGCUACUGCGGGAAGGAUUCAUUCUGUGCCCAGGGUCUUAUGGCUCACAAGCUGUCGGUCCACGAUUACCAGCUGCUGCUGAAUAAAGGCUGGGUCAGGAGUGGGAAGUAUCUGUACAAAGCCGCUAUGCCCAUCACGUGUUGCCCCACCUACCCAAUGAGGUGCCAUGUCUUGGACUUCCGGAUAUCCAGGUCACAGCGGAGAGUUCUGAAGAAGAUGCGGAAGCAUUUAACACGAGCUGAUGCUUUUGUGAAGGAAACUGCUGCACUUAGCCCAGAAGAGGACCCCACGUGCCAUAAAGAGGAACAAGCUCCUGGAGCUGGGCAGGGAAAGCUGACUACUGGGCAGACCCCCUGGACAUUCCCUGAGAGGUCUGACGAAGACUGGUCAGAGGUAAACCAUGUAUCAGACCAGCGGAGUAUGAACAACAGCCAGACGUGGGCUGUUGAAGAUACAACUUCACACAUCCGCACCUGCCGCAAAACCAAGGAGAGCCGGAGGGAGCUGCUGAAGACCCCCGAGAGGGGCCAGCAAGCAGAGCUGGAACCUGCAGAGUCUGAACUGGUGGGAUUGACGGAGCACAAAGCACCAGGUCAGGAACCAGCUCCUUUACAAGAUCCUCAGCCAUCCUUGUCACAAACCUCCAUGAGUGCUGUGCAUCCAUCUCCCAUCCCACCUCCACUCCAUUCCACGUCUGAGCCUAGCCACACUAGAUCAUUAGAGGAGCUCAUAGAGGAGAGCACACCAGCCGCAGCGUUGCAUCAGCUGGAGGUGAAGUUGCUGAGACUUUCUCCACCCAGCCCUGAACUACAAGCCACCUUUGGGGAAUCAUACAAGGUCUACAAACGCUAUCAGAUGCAUGUGCACAAAGACACAGAGCUGAUGGCCUCAGAGGCUGAGUACAAAAGAUUUUUCUGCAGUACUCCGCUCCUGGGGGAGGACCCUGCAGACGGUCCAGACACUGGCUACGGCUCCUUCAUUGAACAGUUCCUGCUGGACGGGAAGAUUAUAGCUCUUGGACUGUUGGACAUACUACCUGAAGGAAUUAACUCGCAGUACUUGUGCUAUGAUCCAGAUUACUCCUCCCUCUCAUUGGGAGUCUACUCUGCUCUCAGGGAAAUAGCACUAACCCAAAGACUGAAUGAGAAGGUUCCGAGAAUGAAGUAUUAUUACUUGGGCCCUUAUGUGCACUCAUGCGUUAAAGUAAAAUAUAAGCUCCUGUACCAGCCGACAGAGUUGCUGUGCCCCGUGACUGGGCGCUGGGUGUCUGUGGAACAAUGCCUACCCAAGCUGGAGUUAAACAAAUUUGCCAAGCUUUAUGAUGGGGAAGAGCCAGCUGCCGAUUCCAGCCUGUCCAGCGAAGGCCUUUGGUUUCUCCGGAAUUUCCGGGAGGCUCUGAGCCCCUCUUCCUCUGCCUCGGUUCAGACAGAGGAAGCCAUGCUUGUGGUAUCACAGGAGGACCUAGUCUCGAUGCACUCGUCCUCCCACUCUGCCUGGUGGAAGCACUUGCCCUGCCUCGCGCGCUUGUUGAGCUGCUGCUGUGGCAGUUGGUGCAGGAAGGAGGCGGAGAGCUGACCGCUUCAACUGAACCGUCAGGGAACUGGUGCCUACGUUGGAAAGCAGGUCCUGAAGGUGGAGCAGGAGAGGGAGACUGACAAGGCUACAAAGCUGGUCCAUUAAUGAGAGGGAAGGGAAAGAAAAAGCAAAGGAGACCUUAAUCAGGCACAGAAACUUUCCAUGAAACCACAAUGAACACAAAAACAUCGUCAAAGCACAUCAUGGGCCAAGUCGUAGUUUACUUGGUUCUUGACAGUCCAUUUACUUUUGUUCCGUCAUCCCAAGGCUGUGCAGCCUCUCAGAUGCACACAGAAUCUUCCAAUCAACAGUUGCAAUUCUACCAGAGUUUACAGGUGACAGGCAGUAAGGUGACAGGAGGUGCUGUUGAUGCCUCCUAUCAGGAUAGUGGUACAUUUUUGUAAAUAUCAGAAUAUCUCUGCCACAAAUAUUGUGGCUAAGAUAUAUUUAUUUGACAAGCUUAGCUGAAAACAAUCAUUUGAUAAUGAGUUGCAGAAGGAACUUGGUCUGGUGAAACCUUUGUCUCGGACUAAGCAGCAUCUGAAAGAUAACUUGUGCAAAGCACAAUAUUCUGAUUACAUUUGGAUGGUGAUUUUUCUAAUUAGGAAUUGUAAUUAAUAGAGGUGGAGGGGGAGUGAUUUGAUGUUCACGAUUCUUUACAGAUGGAGCGAACAUCAGAAGUUUACUGCUCUGGUUUUUGUACAGUAACUGAAUUGAUUGGCCAUGGACCAUUGGGAUUAAGUGUUCAGAUUCUGGUCGAAGUCUGGAUAGCAUCCCAGUAGCAUUAUUGAAAAGAUCUUUUUUUGUAUAUAAAUCCCUGGAUAAAGCACCACGUGUAUUCUAAGAGCUGCAUUACUAAUGAAGCACAGCAGUCAGCGAUAUGAUAGAUGCAGCUCACUAUGCCUUUGUUAUAAUUGUCACUAUAGUUAAUCUAAUUCAAUACUCAGGUGUUCACCAGCACAAUUGUAAACCCAAAGUGCCUGACGGGGAAUGUAUUUACAAGCAGUACUGCACCAAGGCCACUGGAUGGCAGCAGUGGACAUUUGCAGUUCCAUCCUGCAGCCAAAAAUCAAUGUUAAGACCCAAAAUGUUUAAAAUAUUUUUGCUCAGAAGUUCCUGAGAGAACCCACGCUUACCUGGCUCCCAUUUCACCUUUUUCCUUCUCUGCAGCAUCUCCUUAGCCUGUAUAUAAUCCAUUUGGUUCUAUUAAAUGUUGAUAUUGAUAUGGUUCCAACAUAGCCCUGGGGUCUCCAGGAGUUAACAGCAUUCCUUGGACACUACCAAGAGCAACUCAGGAAAAUAAACAACAGCAUUGAAAUUGUUUUGUUUAAAUCCUCUUCCUACACAUUAUUUAAAAAUGUUGCACAUGGGUCAGCAAAAGGCAGUUGACUGAUGGUCAAAACUUACCCAAUCAGGUUAAGAAAAAGUCUGUUCACCUUCUGAUUGGUGUAGAAAGGCAGUGCAUCAUAAGAAUGGGUGUGUCUGGCAACCAACAGUAUGGGGGCAAUAGGCAGCCCUGUGGUGAUUGGUCAGGAAUAUGUCCAGAAUUUGUAAUUGUUGUGCCUUGUAGGGUUGCUAUGAGUUACUUCUAUUUUGGAUACUUUACAUAUUUAAGUUAGUGUGUAAAUCUGACACAGAUGCUUUGGUUGAAAAAUCCUAAGCAAAAGCAGAAAGAUGUUGUCCAGUGGUGACUCAGGCAUCAAGUGCGGGCUUCAAAGGCAGAACAAGUGUAGAGAAAGGAAUAAUUGAGGUAGAGGAGGGAGAGGGGGCAGGCUUGGGGGGUGGGGAAAUAUUUGAAGAGGGGACAAUGAAGACAGAGUUGGAAUAUUGGAAGAGCUGGAAUCCAACAGAUGAUGUUGUGGAGAGGAGGUGUGUCACAUUUAUACUUAAUUUAGCAAAUAUAGCAUUCCGAGUGGCCCAGUCAAGUGAUCAGAGAGUGCUUUCAGUGGAAUGUUUUGCAGUUGAUGGAAAGGAAGGUACUGGGAGAUGGGAUGAGGCCGGACUGCUCUGUUUUGACCAUUAUGGACACAAUGGGCCGAAUAGCUGUCUUCUCUGCUGUACAUCUUCUCUGAUUCUGAGAGAUACAACUCCAAGGGAAAGGAAAUAUUGAUGUACACAUAAUUGGAGAAACCUAUGAGAAAAAUGCUGCUGAGUUUAUGAGCUAUUUUCUAGUAAUGUUUCUGAUCAGCUCCUAUGUUCCAGUUAAGAUCUAAGGCUGAUGGCAGGCAAGUACUAUCUUAUUGACUAUGUGGUUUCUGACAUAGGGCUACAACAAAAAAGGAAAAUUACAACAUUUGGUAUUUCAUUAUUCAUAAUGUAAUAAGAUAAAUAUUCUCACUUAAUUCCAGAUGGGUGGGUGAGGCUAUAGCCCCCUUCCCCCCCCCCCCCAUCUUUAAGAAGUGCCAAAUUCCCCCUUCAGAAUUUUAAUAGAAUUGCUUUAUAUAAGGUGUGUUGCCAUGGUUACUGGAACAAAGUGUCUGUAAGCCUUAAAAUUCCUUUAGUCUUGUGGGCGGAACUGGUCAGGGCGGAGUGUAGCAUUUCUCCAUGGAACUAUUUCAGUUUGCUGCAUUGCCUUUUUAACUCUUGCAUACACUGGCAUUGCAGCUGUUGGCUUUAUAGUCCUGGUGUAGGGUUGUCAGCUAAUUCAAAUGGUGUGCUCCACCCAAUCAUGAGCUUGGAAUCAGGAAAGAAAAAUCACAUCAAGUUCCAGCUCCUGAUUGCAGUUGCUUGUGAAUAACUCAGUUUAUAUCUCAGCUAUGCAAUUCACAUUCCACAAUCCAGGGGACUGAAUAUCUUUUCUGGCCUUUUGUCUGAUUUUGACCACAAUACCCGCUACUUAAAGGCACUUCCUCCUUCUGAGAAAAAAAAAGAUGUAAAUUAAUAACCAUUAAGUGCUGCAAACGAUCCAAUUUUGCAUCCUGAGGAUGUUGUUCAACACUCGUGAAUGGGAUAAGUCAUUUAAUAAAGGAUAAACUUGAUAGGAAUUACCCCUUAAAGGGGCAAGCACAAAUUGCAUGCACUCGCUCAUUCCAAAUGGAGCUCGGAGAUCCACGUAGCCUGCACACAGGUGGCUUUGGGAUGCUCCCUCCAAUGUUUUAUUGACCAAUGAGUCAGACUUUAGCAAUACAAUCUUUUUUAAAUGGUAGUAUUUUAACCUUAUGUAAGAUAAAUGAAUAAAAUUGAAAGUGGUUAUAUUUUAUGGCUGUUGUGAAUGGUUCUUUUG